This is a messenger RNA of Cooperia oncophora, 549 nucleotides long. The record is from the annotation of a GenBank genome assembly. NCBI's taxonomy places the organism in Eukaryota, Metazoa, Nematoda, Chromadorea, Rhabditida, Trichostrongylidae.
AUGCAACGUGGCACCAUUGAUAUAGUGAUAAAGGGCAUUGAUCGUCGGUCAUAUCUCGACGCGAUGGAGCUGAGUCCAGUGCUCUCGAAGCUCUUUCCCGUACCGCCUGGUUCUCAAACUCCUCCUCAGAUUCCGCGGGCGCAGUACGGUUACCCGGUACCCCCAGCACUUCGUCCUCACGCCGGUCCACCACCGGGAAUCACCUUCCCAAACGCUCUGUCGAUGCUCAUGCUACGCUCGAAUCAUGCUGCACAUGUGAGCGGCAGCGUCCACGCUCAACGCAAGACGACGAAUAACUUUGAGAUACAUCCGCUGCAUCCUGAGAUCCGCCACGUCGUGCCACCGUCAGACCCAGUGAAACCACAUGCCGAUGAAGUGAGAAGGAAGAAACGAAAUCAGCACAACAAAUCACGUGGUGCUCAUCGUCAGACAACGAGCAACGCGCUCACAACCACAACAACCACUGCGCCCAUCACACCGAGUCAGAUCGUGAGUGAACCACAUUGUAUCAGCAGGUUGAAGACCGCUUUUGUUCAAGAUGCAUCGUAA